This is a messenger RNA of Dichomitus squalens LYAD-421 SS1, 741 nucleotides long. RefSeq lists its product as uncharacterized. The coding region runs from base 1 to 465 and encodes 154 amino acids. The transcript is spliced from 2 exons. The record is from RefSeq and is a predicted model, not a curated record. Lineage: Eukaryota; Fungi; Basidiomycota; Agaricomycetes; Polyporales; Polyporaceae.
AUGUACAUCCCCCAGGGCGGCUGCGGGGUUGACGAGGACGACCGUACGCGUCCCGUAGCCGUCAGCCCACCUGCGACGUCGACCCGCGAUCGUGGCAGCUCCCGUAUCCACGGGCGCCCGGGCCCGUAUGUACAUACCACCCUGAUCCUGCUGUUCGCCCGGGGCCCGACUCUGAUACGCACACACUACACACGACGCCGUCGACUUUUUGCUCUGCGCGUCGCAGCCACUGGCGCCGUCGUGUGUGUGACGCCGCGAUCGACGACAUCAAGCAUCGGACGUCGAACGUUGACGACCGCCAACGACGCCAACACCGUCGAGCUUGAUGCGUCCGUGGAUCAUGCCACGCUCGCGUGGUGCCCUGACGAGAUGCACGCGAUCAGGCUCGGUCCCGUACUAUGUACGCAGCCGCGCACGCGGGCGCGCGGGGCCCGUCGCGUCGCGCGUGGCAACGAGGGGGCCUGACGCCGUCUCUGCACCUCGUCUGCUGCUGCUCCUGUAUGUGUGCACUUGUGCGUUGCGCACGUGAGCAUGCGUGCAAGGUUGUCCGCGAUACGUCUGCGAUCCGGGUCGAGUCGACACAAACAGCGAUGGGCCACAAGCUACACAGAGUGCCGCUACGUCCCGUCGCGGGCCAGCCUGGGAGACGCUAUCCUUCCGCUACGAGACAGAGAGAGAGACAGCGCAGGGCGCUCGCGCUCGAGGGGCGCGGCACGACCGCCCACGCGAGUCCAAUGUUGC